GCAGCGCCCCACCUCCUGUCUCGGUCCUCAGCUCCCCGCCCCUCCUCGUUCCGCGUCUCUAGGCCCGUCGCGCCCGCUAUAAUCACGUGAUUGCCUCAUCCGGGUCCUUUGCGUUCUCUCUCCCUCUCCCAACAUGGCGGCCUCAGCAAAAAAGAAGAAUAAGAAGGGGAAGACCAUCUCCCUAACAGACUUUCUGGCUGAGGAUGGGGGAACUGGUGGAGGAAGUACCUAUGUCCCCAAACCAGUCAGCUGGGCUGAUGAAACAGACGACCUGGAAGGAGAUGUGUCAACAACUUGGCACAGUAACGAUGACGAUGUGUAUAGGGCACCUCCAAUUGACCGUUCCAUCCUUCCCACUGCUCCACGGGCUGCUCGGGAACCCAAUAUCGACCGGAGCCGUCUUCCCAAAUCGCCACCCUACACUGCUUUUCUAGGGAACCUGCCCUACGAUGUGACAGAAGACUCCAUUAAGGAAUUCUUCAGAGGAUUAAAUAUCAGUGCAGUGCGCUUACCACGUGAACCCAGCAAUCCAGACAGGUUGAAAGGUUUUGGUUAUGCUGAAUUUGAGGACCUGGAUUCCCUGCUCAGUGCCCUGAGUCUCAAUGAAGAGUCUUUAGGUAACAGGAGAAUUCGAGUGGAUGUUGCUGAUCAAGCACAGGAUAAAGACAGGGAUGAUCGUUCUUUUGGCCGAGAUAGAAAUCGAGAUUCUGACAAAACAGACACAGACUGGAGAGCCCGUCCUUCCACAGACAGCUUUGAUGACUACCCGCCUAGAAGAGGGGAUGAUAGCUUUGGAGACAAGUAUCGAGAUCGUUAUGAUUCAGACCGCUAUCGAGACGGGUAUCGGGACGGCCCACGUCGGGAUAUGGAUCGCUACGGGGGCCGGGAUCGCUACGAUGACCGAGGCAGCAGAGAUUAUGACAGGGGCUAUGACUCCAGGAUAGGCAGUGGCAGAAGAGCAUUUGGUAGUGGGUACCGUAGGGACGAUGACUACAGAGGAGGUGGGGACCGCUAUGAAGACCGCUAUGACAGACGGGAUGAUCGGUCGUGGAGCUCCAGAGAUGAUUACUCUCGGGACGAUUACAGGCGAGAUGACAGAGGUCCCCCCCAAAGACCCAAACUGAAUCUAAAGCCUCGGAGUGCUCCUAAGGAAGACGAUUCCUCUGCUAGCACCUCCCAGUCCAGCCGAGCGGCUUCUAUCUUUGGAGGGGCAAAGCCUGUCGACACGGCUGCUAGAGAAAGAGAAGUGGAAGAGCGACUACAGAAGGAGCAAGAGAAGUUGCAGCGUCAGCUGGACGAGCCAAAACUAGACCGGCGGCCCCGGGAGAGACACCCAAGUUGGCGAAGUGAAGAAACUCAGGAACGAGAACGGUCGAGGACAGGAAGUGAGUCAUCACAGACUGGGACCUCAGCCACAUCUGGCAGAAGUAAGUUAGACCAGGAUACGCGAAGGAGAGAGAGUGAGAAGUCUCUAGAAAAUGAAACACUUAAUAAAGAAGACGACUGUCACUCUCCAACUUCUAAGCCUCCCAAACCUGAUCAGCCUCUAAAGGUAAUGCCAGCCCCUCCACCAAAGGAGAAUGCGUGGGUGAAGCGGAGUUCUAACCCUCCUGCUCGAUCUCAGAGCUCAGACACAGAGCAGCAGUCCCCUACAAGUGGCGGAGGGAAAGUAGCUACAGCUCAGCCAUCUGAGGAAGGACCAGCAAGGAAAGAUGAAAAUAAAAUGGAUGGAGUGAGUGUCCCCAAAGGCCAAAGUGGGAACUCCAGCCGUGGUCCUGGAGACGGAGGGAACAAAGACCACUGGAAGGAGUCAGACAGGAAAGAUGGCAAAAAAGAUCAAGACUCCAGAUCUGCACCUGAGCCAAAGAAACCUGAAGAAAAUCCAGCCUCCAAGUUCAGCUCUGUGAGCAAGUAUGCUGCUCUCUCCGUCGAUGGUGAGGAUGAGAAUGAGGGAGACUACACUGAGUAGACCUCCACAACCUGUGCUGUCUCCUAGUCUUUCCACCCUGGAAUAUUCAAGAGCAAAUCAAACCUCUAUCCAGACAAGACACAAUAAAACUCACCAUCUCCUGAAGACCUUUCUUAACUUUUUUUUUAAUGAAAUGAAAUUCUUUUGCAUGCUGCUGCAGCCUUUUAAAGUAUUGAAGUAACUGGAGAAUCACCAUUGUAGCCAGACAGACAGUGGCUUUAGGUCUUGAAUGGGAAAGUUGUGAUGUGUUCUGAUACUAAGCAGUUGCCUGUGCCUAGCUGGCUCCGUUUAGCAGAAAUGGCAGUGACAGUGAGACUGGGUCAGAUCAGUCGGGCAGUAGAGAAGGUACAGGAAGAAUCAGGUUUCUAUCUUUAAUUCCUAUCCAUGGUGGCGUAUGAAUUCCCAAACAUCUGAAUAAAUGUCCCAUCUUUGGAAAGGUAGAUUUAAGUCUCCAGGAGGCUGCCAACCCAUUUAUUUUAAAUUCUGACUUACUGGGGCCAGCAUAGGGGGAAUUUUUUUUUUUUUUUUUUACCCCCUAAGGGGGUAGUUGGAAGUGAAUCUACAGGCCACUAACAAGUAGUACUGCUUGGGGACCAAAAUGAAUGGGUAACUCAAUCGUGGUUUGAAAAGCUUUGUGGGGAGGUAGGUUAUUUUACACU
This is a messenger RNA of Nannospalax galili (Upper Galilee mountains blind mole rat), 2628 nucleotides long. RefSeq names its product eukaryotic translation initiation factor 4B (gene Eif4b). The coding region runs from base 134 to 1969 and encodes 611 amino acids. The record is from RefSeq and is a predicted model, not a curated record. Gene Ontology annotation, molecular function: RNA binding. The transcript is spliced from 15 exons. NCBI's taxonomy places the organism in Eukaryota, Metazoa, Chordata, Mammalia, Rodentia, Spalacidae.